This is a messenger RNA of Tilletiaria anomala UBC 951, 1940 nucleotides long. Its product is annotated as glycine hydroxymethyltransferase. Gene Ontology annotation, molecular function: cobalt ion binding; serine binding; pyridoxal phosphate binding. Gene Ontology annotation, biological process: tetrahydrofolate interconversion; L-serine catabolic process; folic acid metabolic process. The record is from RefSeq and is a predicted model, not a curated record. The transcript has 3 exons. Lineage: Eukaryota; Fungi; Basidiomycota; Exobasidiomycetes; Georgefischeriales; Tilletiariaceae. Bases 197 to 1627 code for a protein of 476 amino acids. Gene Ontology annotation, cellular component: cytoplasm.
CAACCAUUCCUCUUUCUUCCGCAAAGCACAGCCAGGGUCGCGCGUAUUGAUGAACACCACACUCAGGUCCGCGUUGACUCGCUCAUUUACUCUCACUUCCACACGGAACAUCGCCUUCAGCAGAGCAGCAGCAGCAGCAGCAACAGCGUUCAGGCCAUCCACCAUCGUCGCAACUCGUGCAUUCUCCGCUUCCAACAUGUCUGCUCAGGCCAUUCCCGUUCCCAAUGACUUUAACAAGGUCCUGUACGCGCCUCUUGCCGAGGUGGACCCGGAGGUUGCCCAGAUCAUCGAAGAUGAGACCUGGCGCCAGUUCUCCGGCCUCGAGCUGAUCGCCUCGGAGAACCUCACCUCCCUGGCCACCAUGGAGGCCAACGGCUCUAUCCUAACCAACAAGUACUCUGAGGGUCUCCCAGGCGCGCGCUACUACGGUGGCAACGAGCACAUUGACCGUCUCGAGAACUUGUGCCGCGAGCGCGCUCUCAAGGCGUUUGACUUGGACCCCAAGGUAUGGGGCGUCAACGUACAGCCUUACUCGGGCUCAACGGCCAACUUUGCCACCUUCACCGCGCUCCUCGAGCCGCAGGAUCGCAUCAUGGGUCUCGGCCUGCCGGACGGCGGUCACCUGACGCACGGCUACUACACGGCCAAGAAGAAGAUCUCCGCAUCGUCGAUCUACUUCCAGUCUUUCCCGUACCAGGUCGACCCCAAGACGGGCUACAUUGACUACGAGCGCCUCGCGACGAACGCCAACCUGUUCAAGCCGCGCAUGAUCAUCUGCGGUGGAUCGGCCUACCCGCGCGACUGGGAUUACGCCAAGCUCGCUGCGACGGCCAAGCAGCACAGCGCAUUGCUCAUGGCUGACAUUGCACACAUCUCUGGCCUCGUCGCGGCCAAGGUCCAGAACAACCCGUUCGAGUUCUGCGACGUCGUCACCACCACCACCCACAAAACGCUCCGAGGACCUCGCGCCGGCAUGAUCUUCUUCCGUAAGGACAAGGACCCGGAGGCCGAGGCGAAGAUCAACGCAGCCGUUUUCCCCGCUUGCCAGGGUGGUCCUCACAACAACACUAUCGCCGGCAUUGCGACGGCGCUGCGCCAGGUCAGCUCGCCAGAGUUCAAGGAGUACGCCGCGGCGGUGAUCAAGAAUAGCCAGGCACUCGGCGCAAAACUGCUCAGUUACGGCUACAAGCUGCAGACCGAGGGCAGCGCCAACCACCUCGUUCUGUGGGACCUGCGCCCGCUCGGCCUGACGGGCAGCAAAAUUGAGAAGAUCUGUGACCUGGCGCAUAUCACCAUCAACAAGAACGCCGUCGCGGGUGACACGUCCGCCAUGGUCCCUGGCGGUGUGCGCAUUGGCGCCAGCGCGUUGACGUCACGCUCGAUGGGCCCCGCCGACAUGGAGCAGGUCGCCACGUUCCUGCACCGCGCCAUCGAGAUCUCGCAGGUCCUGCAGAAGGAGGCCGGCUCCAAGCUGCUCAAGGAUUUUGUUGCCAAGGCCACUACGGGCGAAGGCGAAGGGCGCAAGCUGAUCGAGCAGCUCGCGGGCGACGUCCAGGCGUUUGCCACAAGGUUCCCCUUGCCGGGCGUGCCGGACAGCAGCAAAAUUCAGCGCCCUGCUGGCCAUUAAGCCUCGGCGCUUCCACUCUAGUUUCCCCUCAGAGAAGCACUUGCCUCCCUUUGGCCUUUCUCUUUUAUCCUCUUAGGGCUUUUCUUCUUUUUCUGUUCUCCAUUACUCCAAAGGUUCAACCACAGCAGCAUCCCUCCCCUUUCCUCCCAUUUUGAGGUCCCCGUGACCGCUUUGUGCAAACCGACCUCUAUCAUCCUCUCUGCAUAGCAUGUUCAACCAACGAAAAGUCCUGGCCCUCAUACGAAAAUUGUGUAGCACGUACUAUAAAUUCACAAACAAGAAUGCAUCAUCGGUUGCGUCCGAUACAGACGAU